Messenger RNA from Stylophora pistillata, 3157 nucleotides. RefSeq lists its product as uncharacterized. Lineage: Eukaryota; Metazoa; Cnidaria; Anthozoa; Scleractinia; Pocilloporidae. The record is from RefSeq and is a predicted model, not a curated record.
UCGCGGAUUCCUUUAUAUUCGUGGUGUAUAAGUUCGUUUGCGUUGCUAUGAGCAAUUGAGAGGUGAAAUCAGGAAAAUUACAAACAACAUGAGAGCUGUGACGAGUGUAAACGACAGGCACAUCGUUAUAUUAGAUUUUGUGAUUGUUGACUGCAGUGAAAUCGAAUAAAAAACCUCUAUGGAAACCACAAAGAUCUUCAACGCUUGAGGGAAAACAGUUUGAUCUUCAAAAUGGCUUACGAAAAAUCGGUCAUUAACAUCAACAUCAACUUCGAGAAUGACGAACAGUACAUUCCUCAUCUACCGAAGCCAUUUCUGAUGAGAAAAGAUCGCAGUAAGGGUAAACUUGGUACAAUUCAACCAAGUCUGGAUGCACAAAGGACUGCCUUCGAAAUCCACAAAAGAGUCAUGGAGGUUCAAAGGUUUCGUCGAGACAGUCAAAGUGCUUUGGAAGCUCCACUUCUAGUAACGGCUCUUAUAAAAAAAACUCACCAAAGGCUCGACACCAUACAGGAGAUAACUCAGUCGCAUCCUACGCCCCUAGAGAAAUUUGUCUGGGCAGCUCGGGUGGUUCAUGUUUUAGUAUCGUCUUGCAUGAGAUGGAGAAGAUACAAGAAGCCAGACGAAAGUACCAAGAGCAAGCACGAUUCAGCUGAAUCUGGAACAAGGAAAGGAAGUCAGAAAAACUCUGGAAUUGGUUUUGAUACCAGAGUAUUUAAAGGGAAAAGCAAGAUCUCCGAUGAACUUCGUCAUAUUUUAACAUCCAUACCUCGAGUGCGAACAAAUGAAGGACUUAAGAAGAUCCAGAGACUAUGUCGCAGUACGCGUGCGGUCAUGAUAUUUCCGCUGGAGAGGGAACACGAUCUGUCCCGCCUCGUUGGUUAUGAACGAUACGACAAUGGUCGAGUACUUGCCUGUCAGGGGAGGAUACCGGAGAGAUUUUAUUACGUCCUCUCAGGGAGAGUUAGUAAAAUUUGCGUCUAUGAUCUGGCUGCUGGCGUUACAAAGAUGUCUUUCGGGGAGCUGAUGCAAGGACAUACAACCGAUCCUGUGGAAUUGAUGAAUGGUACAGAAAGAGAGCAUUCACUGAUAUGCAAAGGACCUGUUGAAGUUCUUGUGUUAGACAAAGAGGAUUUUAUGGAACUGAUGAACACCAGCCCGUACAGUGGACUGCCGAUUGAAACACUAAGGUCAAUCGAACUCUUUCGAAACUUUCCGCUUGAAAAGUUCCUAGACGACAAAGAUGCCAUUAUGACCAGAUACUAUGCCAAAGAUGCUGUGAUUGUUAAAGACAGCAGUGAUACUCCUUUCUUCUACAUCGUUAAAUCGGGGAGGUGUAAGGUUGUUAGAAAGCAGGAAGUGUUGGAUAUGAGCAGGACAACAAAGCUUCCCAGUAUUGCCACAGUCACGAGGAAAUCUCCACGAUCAACACCAGGCAAAAACCCCACAAGCCUGUUAGAGCUUACGGAAACAUUUUCCAAGAAAAACACGGCACGAUUGGAUAAAAUAACGCUGAGAACCUCAGUGUGUUCAAUGAACCCGAACAUAAAAAUUACGGGCGACUCGGGAAUUAUGUUUGCUGAAAAGAACCAUGAUGAGCAGCCCACUUCAAGACAACUUGAAAAGGACCCGGUAUUUGAUUCAGGUGGAGUGACUUGUCCAAGGAAGCCAGACAAAGUAGCCAAAAAAGUAUCUGACGUUUCAGUCACUCUUCCCACGAGAACAGCGCUCCUGCAAAUCGCUGUUCUAAAACCAGGAAAUAUGUUUGGCCUGGAGUCCAUGAUGCCGAAAGUUGCCACCAAGAUAAGUUCAGAGGCUGAUGCAGUUGAAGAAAAUCAAGAUCCCUCCACGAAAAGCCUCAUCUUGAUCAGUGAAGGGGCUGAAUGUAUUAUGAUCAACAAGAGGUUUUUCUUAAUGAACGCCAGCAUCACCACUCUCGUUCAGCUAAAAGCUUUGCGAGAAGACUACAUGACUGUACCUGAUGCUCGACACCGGAUCCAAUGCUUAGAAAGUUGGGAUUUAUACAAAGGAGAACUUAUAAGAACACUGACCACAAGAGCGGCAAAACAAGCGCGAAGAUAGCUCAGAAUCUUUGAAAUGAUCAAUCUAUUAACAUGACGUUGCAUACGUAACUGUGUACAUUUGCUGGCUUGGAACAAGCGUUCGUGCUCACCAGCUGUCACUUACAGAUGAUUCCAUCUCUUGCUUUCCCACAGCAGUGUUAUGCUGGCGUGAAUCUAACGCUUCCUCUUCAAAAAUCAGUAAAGACAAGAUCCCUUUGUGGAAAAAUCUUCCGAGGCUGCUGGACGACAAUGACCUUAAUUGACUACUUCCGGUUUCUGACAACCCAGCUGUCAACUUUCCUUGCAGGGUCUGUCUUCGUUUAGAUAAAGAGAGGCCCCGGUAAGGAGACUGUCCACCAGCGAAAAGACAAUUGAUAUAUUUAUUUCUUCUGACAAUGCAAAAUAAUUAUCCCUAAAGUAGGGGAGUUAUUUAAAGGAUGUAAAUGUAAAUACAAAGUAAACAAGAGUGAAUAAUGAGUGAAAUUUUUAAAAAGAAACAAAAAUUAUUUCAAGGAGAACACAUUCAGUAUCACCUGAAAACUAUUCAGUAUAACCCUCUCUACAUUUACUGAUUCACCCUUCCCCACCGCCCCGUCAACAUCCACAAAAAGCAUUACUACAUUCCUCCUAAGUAUUUACACAUACCUUGUACUGUAACACAUACCUUGUACUGACAAAUCUUAGAGAACAAAUGUUACAGAAUUAAAGUCGUGUCAGAAUUCUUGUCCUAACAUAAAACUUAAUCUGUUAUUUGAUUAACUUAUUAUUAGAUAAAUAACAUUGUGUGGGGUACUACUCUCUCUCUCUCUCUCUCUCAUGGUCUAGUUGUUAAAUUAUUAAGAGUGUUUGUGGACUUCUCCAGUAGCAGCAAACCGAAAAGGUUGAAAAAUUACUAUUUUUACAGUAAAAAAAGCCUGGCAAAAUGAAAAAAUAAUUGUGAACAUUUAACUUUCUGCUUCUUAUUUUUUGUUCAGAGUGUUAAUAAACUUCACAAGCACCAAUAAAUCAAAGGGGUGAAAGAUGAGUAUUUUGACAAUAAAUAAACAAAAUAAAUCAAAAUUAAACAUAAUUCAUUAAAAACUUGAUCAGUCGUG